Messenger RNA from Pistacia vera, 3234 nucleotides. Its product is annotated as serine/threonine-protein kinase CTR1-like. The record is from RefSeq and is a predicted model, not a curated record. Gene Ontology annotation, biological process: protein phosphorylation. Gene Ontology annotation, molecular function: protein kinase activity; ATP binding. NCBI's taxonomy places the organism in Eukaryota, Viridiplantae, Streptophyta, Magnoliopsida, Sapindales, Anacardiaceae. The transcript has 16 exons. Bases 493 to 3234 code for a protein of 913 amino acids.
UCCCUCUCCUCUACUCUCUGACUCUCCAUUACAUAACCGCCGCUUGUUUUUGGUUUCCCUGGUAAAGACCUUUUCACACUGUCUCAAAACUUGCGACUUCACAUGCUUUAUAUAUACAUCAACUGAAUCUACGUACUUUGUUCGGAAGCUUUUCUCAAAGUUACGUUUUUCAUGGAUAUAUAGAGUUUAAUAUAUCGAGUUUUCUAAGAAGCAAUCAGUUCGGAAGUUGUUUCUGUAUUAUGUUAUAUUAUUGUUCUUGAGAGUUUCAGGUUUGAAUCAGAAGAAGGCGGAAUGUGCUUUUGAUUUCGUAUCUUGAGCCCGAUCAUCGUUAUUAUUAUUAUUGUUAUUAAUAUUAAUAUUAUUAUUGUAUCGUGUGAUUUGGUGUAAGACGAUCAACUGAAGAAGAGAAAGCUGAAAAUUGUGGGAGCAAGUAGGUGGUAUAGUGUGCGUGGGGGUGUGAGUGGAGUGAGUUCGUGAGUCUCGUGAAGAAAAAUGCCUCAUAGAACGACUUACUUCUUCCCCAGGCAAUUUCCGGAUCGUGGAUCCGAUGCAUCCUCAAGCAAGCAAGUAGUAGAGAAUCACGAGAAGAAGUCUGUGAAAGAAACUUUUAACAUUGAAAAUGACCGAAAGUCAUCCUCAACGACCACAAAGAACUUCAAGACUUCAGCUCUAUCAGAUCUCUUCACGAGUGGUGACGAAAAGUUUCAAAUAAAAAAGCAGCAAUUUUCUGCCUUUUGCGACUGGUUGACAGAGAAAAAGGGACCAGAGAGAUCUUCUCACGUGAAAUCAAGGCCAUAUUUCAGUGAUGAAGAUCGUGAGCCCUUGUUACCAACUCCUGAAUCCGUGUCCGCGCCGGUACCUGUAUCCGUACCCGCACCCGCGCCCGUACCUGUAACAGAGACUACUGUCAUCGUUGAUGACAGGAACUUUGAUCACCAGGUGUCAUUGCCGAGGUUGUCCAGUACUGGGAGCAGUUAUGCGGGGAGCUUAUUUUCUGGGACUACUGUAGAUGGAAUUUUUUCUAGUGAUGUUAAGGACACGUCCACUCGCAUGUCCACGACUAGACCGGAGGUGGAGGAAGAAGAAGAGAGUAAAGACAGCUUGGCCCAGAGGACGAAGGAGAGUUAUAUGCUGCAGCUUGCGUUGGCUCGCAGGCUUACUUCGCAAGCAAGUCUUGUUAGUGAGCAUGAGAUUUUGCAGGAGUGCCUCCCGGUUGCUGAUGCUCAAACUGUCUCUUACCGUCUAUGGGUAAGUGGUUGCUUGUCAUACAGUGACAAGAUAUCCGAUGGAUUUUACAACAUUUUGGGGAUGAACCCGCAUCUGUGGGUGAUGUGCAACGAUUCAGAGGAAGGAAAGCGGCUGCCAUCUUUGGUGUCGCUUCAAGAAAUCGAACCUACUGAAACCACCAUGGAAGUGGUUCUUAUUGAUAGACAUGGUGACACCCGCCUCAAGGAGCUUGAAGACAGAGCUCAGGAAUUAUAUUGUGCUUCUGAAAACACCUUGGUCUUGGUGGAGAAACUUGGCCAACUUGUUGCUAUCUGCAUGGGAGGAACUUUCCCGUUGGAGCAAGGUGAUCUCCACAAGCGCUGGAAAUUAGUUAGCAGGAGAUUGAGAAGAUACCGUAAGUGUAUAGUGAUACCUAUUGGCAGUCUAACUACGGGACUGUGCAGGCAUCGAGCAGUUUUAUUCAAGAAAUUGGCAGACUGCAUAGGUUUACCAUGUCGGAUAGCUCGUGGUUGCAAGUAUUGUGAAGCAGAUCACAGGUCUUCUUGCCUUGUUAAAAUAGAGGAUGACAGGCAGUCUUUAAGGGAGUAUGUAGUUGAUCUGGUUGGGGAACCGGGAAAUGUCCAUGGUCCAGAUUCUUCAAUUAACGGAGGAAUUUUUUCUUCAAUGCCAUCUCCGCUUCAAUUUUCCCAUUUAAAAGAAUUCCAACAACCGUAUACUGAUACGGAUUCAAAGAACUCUAGCACUUUCCCUGAAAACCAUCUGUACUCAGGUAUUUAUGACGAGGAAGGACAACAGUUGAAGGAUACUGGUUUAUUUGAAAGUCCAAAGGGUUUUAUCAAUGCUCCUGUUGAACAAGCUAGUCCUGAAAAGGAUUCAUCUCUGGUGCCUCUGAAAUUGGAAGGGAACCCUGAUGCUUUGGGUGUUGCUGCUGGGGAGCUGAUAAAUGAAUAUCCUGGACUGGCUGAGAAAAAUGUUAUUAUACAGUCAUACAAAAGGGAGAUUAUUGCGUCUGGAAGUUCAAUUAGAAAUAAGGUUGUCAAGCAACCUAAAACAAACUUGUCCAGUCAGCCGGUUAAAGAGGAUGAGAGUAAACUUGAGAAACGAGGCAUAUUUCCGGCAACAACCAACGCAAGAUACUUGAAUCUGGAGCCUUCUCUUGCAAUGGACUGGCUUGAGAUCGGAUGGGAUGAAUUACAUAUCAAGGAGCGAGUUGGUGCUGGCUCAUUUGGGACAGUGCAUCGUGCUGAAUGGCAUGGAUCGGACGUUGCUGUCAAGGUAUUGACAGUUCAAGAUUUUCACGAUGAUCAGUUGAAGGAGUUUUUGAGGGAGGUUGCGAUUAUGAAACGUGUCCGGCAUCCAAAUGUUGUUCUUUUCAUGGGUGCGGUUACAAAGCGUCCUCAUCUGUCAAUUGUGACAGAAUAUCUGCCAAGGGGUAGUUUAUACCGCCUCAUCCAUAGGCCAACUGGAGGGGAAAUGCUCGAUCAAAGGAGGCGGCUACGCAUGGCAUUGGAUGUGGCCAAGGGACUCAACUAUCUUCAUAAUCUAAACCCUCCUAUACUUCAUUGGGACCUUAAAUCACCAAACUUGCUGGUUGACAAAAAUUGGACUGUGAAGGUCUGUGAUUUUGGAUUGUCCAGAUUCAAAGCGAAUACUUUCAUAUCAUCGAAAUCUGUUGCGGGGACUCCUGAGUGGAUGGCUCCAGAAUUCCUUCGAGGAGAGCCCUCAAAUGAGAAGUCUGAUGUUUACAGUUUUGGAGUGAUCCUGUGGGAACUUGUGACAAUGCAACAGCCUUGGAAUGGGCUUAGUCCAGCCCAGGUAGUUGGAGCUGUUGCUUUCCAGAACAGAAGGCUUGCAAUCCCACCGAACACAUCCCCCGUAUUGGCUUCCCUCAUGGAAUCUUGCUGGUCUGAUGAACCUGCUCAACGCCCAUCUUUUGCUAAUAUAGUAGAGUCACUAAAGAAGUUGUUGAAGUCUCCAAUCAAGUUGAUACAAAUGGGUGGACAAUAA